UUACUUUACACUCCUGAGCAACAAUUCAAUCUGUUGCAUGUCUGCCAGCCGGUGGAGGGAAAAGAGAAGAUUUCAGCAGCGAAAAUCAGUAAGCACAAGAUGUCCAAUUCUCUUGCUUGUGUGAGUUCACUCUGAGGUCAGAUUGACCAUCUCUCCCCAGGCCUCUGAUAGAAGAAAGUACAGGAAUUGGAGGAGAGAUGGUUCCAAUCUGUUGUCUGUUCCUGGCCUCAUCAGCUCUGUGGCUGACCUUCGCAGGAGACAGAGAACGAUAAACGUUGUGUCUGCACGGUUCUCUUCGACUUCCCGCGAGUCGGUCGGCAGCGCUCAUACUUGCAACAACAUCCACCCAUGGCGACCAUUGUGAUGGAGAGGAUCGGCCGAGUGUUCAUCAGCCUCCAGCAGAUUCGGCAGGUUCCCCGGAUGCUGACUGAGGCUGCACCCUCCAUGCCUGGCACCGUUCGCGACACUGAGGUUCCUUCCUUCUUCAGAGAGCGCUACGUCUGCACAGGCUACAGACCACUGGACCAAAACUGGCGUUACUACUUCCUGUCCUUGUUCCAGCGCCACAAUGAGACCAUCAACAUCUGGACUCACCUGCUGGCGUUUUUAGUGUUUCUGGUUAAAUUUCACCAGCUCGCCAAGACUGUGGACUUCCUUAGUGACCCUCAUUCGUGGCCUCUGCUGAUCCUCAUCAUGUCCUCGCUGACCUACUCGGCCUUCAGCGCGGUAGCUCACUUACUGGGUGGAAAGUCUGAGCUGUACCACUACUGCUUCUUCUUUCUGGACUAUGUCGGGGUGGCUCAGUAUCAGUACGGCAGCGCUGUGGUUCACUUUUACUACGCUGUGGAUCAGAGCUUGCACAGGUACGUGCACGGGAUCUUCAUGCCUACUGCCGCCAUCCUCAGCUGUCUGUCAUGCCUGGGGUGCUGCUAUGGCAAAUACCGCAACCACAGCUUACCGUGCUGGGUGCGGAAGGUGUGCCAGGUGGUGCCCUCAGCACUGGCCUACAUCUUUGACAGCAGCCCUGUGGCUAAGAGACUUUUGACAUGGUCCAGCAAUGACCCUGCCAUCACCUACCACUUUGGUCAGGUGGUUUUUUUUCUCAGCUGUGCCUUCUUUUUUACCGUCCCCCUGCUGGAGCGCUACCGCCCAGGACAGUGCGAUUUCUUGGGACAAAGUCAUCAGCUGUUCCAUGUUUUACUGUCUUGCUGCACCUUGUGUCAGAUCCACGCCUCCUACCUGGAUUAUGUGCACCGUAGGAAGCUGUACUCGCAGCUUCAUAAGAGCGGCAAGGCCGCUGUCUUCGUGGGACUGUAUGUGGUCACCUUAGUUGGAUGUGCACUAAUUGCAACCUUCAUGCUGAGGAAAGUUAAACGUGUGCUGGACUUGAAAUUUAAGUCCAAAUAAAACCAUUGCCCCUGUGCCUUUACUCCCCACAUGCAGUUCCGAUAGUGAGGGAACUGGUUGUUUAAACAAGUGGCAAAUUAAAAAAGGGAAACACAACAUGUCAGAAGUUAGUUUUAUGUAUUACAAUCUAUGUAGUAUUACACAGAAUCUACAUUUUCUGGUUAAAUGUUGAAUCGAUUCUCACAAUUUAUCAAGGUAACAUGAAAAUUUGUGAAAUGGAAAGUACUUUAUUUUUCCCAGUGGGAAAUUGCAAUGUCCCCUUUUUAAUUUUUUUUACUUUAAAAUGAUGCAGUGAUUCUUUGAAACAUGAGCAAACAAACAAAAAAAAAAAAUAAGUAUAAAAAGCAAAAUCAGAAUUUGUGAUUCUAACAGGUUUAAAAAAAUUUAUUCAUCAGUUUAGCCAAAAUCUUUUCUUUUUUAUCAUUACUUUAAUAGUCCUCGGGAAUAGCUCUCCAGGCUUCUUGAAGGACUUUCCAAAGGUCUUCUUUGGAUGUUGGCUCCUUUUUGUUCCAUUCUCUGUCCAGAUGAUCCCACAUUGCUGGAAUAUUGUGGCGAUCCGGGCUCUGCAGAGGCUUCAUCACUGCAUCAGACAUGUUGCAGCUGAUUUUUACUUCGUUUAUUGUGUCAUUUUUCAUACCUCAGCCUAGUUUCUCUGUUUCCCUUCUGGCUCCUUCAGUCACCCUUCCAUUGAGACCAUUUUGAUGAGGCUUUAGUGAACAGUAGAGGGAUCAGUUGAAGAUCCAGAAAUAUCUCUCAGGUCCUAAAUCUGGACUUUGCAGGAAUUUUAAUUAUUUCUUAAGGACGUUGCCUUCAGAUCCUGUUCAUUGUUUAGGCCUGACUCUUCUUCUUUUAUCCUCCACUUGUCCAGUUCAUUCAGAUGUUUUAAUGAAACCACUGCACACCAUGCUGAGAUACAAGUUUCCAGCAGCUCAUCACCUUAUUGGGGUAACAAUACUACAAAUGUCUAACUCAGGGGUGUCAAACGGACGUUGGCUACUGUGACAAUUAUAUAGAAGAUAUUAGCCACACAUUUUAAUAAAAGUAACUAGUUCCUAAUUUAUCCACUGGAGGUUGUAUUUUUAAUACAUUUACAAGACGGGGGAUUACUUCUUAUAUUGUUCAAAUCAUAAUGUGAAAUACUGUGUUUUUCAGUUCCAGGUACCUGUGAUUAAAUGUUUUGUAACUUUGUAAAUCCACCUGCACUUAUAUGAUCAAGAAAUGUCAUAUUCAUAAUUAAUUUUUCUUAAAAGGAUAGUUAAUGAAAUGUUAAUAUCUUAAUAAUCUACUAAACCUCUGUGUAGUAAAACAAAGAGGAAAAAAGUAAAUUUUUUAUAGGUUAUUAUGCUGUUAUUUUACUGGUCUGGACAUUUGAGAUCAAAUUGUGCUGAACUAAAAUGAGUUUGACACCCCUGCUAUAUCUGUUAUGUUUGGUAUUUUUCAGUGAUGCAACUAAAGAAAUGGGAACAAAUUGUGUGUCUUUGCAGCAGGCUUUUAAUUACAGAGAGCCUAAAUAUAAAUAUAGCUUAAAUGGCUGAACAUUCCUCUGAAAACAUGAAGUACACGGACUGAAAGCCGGAUUGUAAUAACACCUGACUGUUUGAAUAUAAAUCUUUAAUGAAAUGA
Molecule: messenger RNA, 3030 nt
Organism: Melanotaenia boesemani (Boeseman's rainbowfish)
Lineage: Eukaryota; Metazoa; Chordata; Actinopteri; Atheriniformes; Melanotaeniidae
Gene: paqr7a
Product: progestin and adipoQ receptor family member VII, a
Exons: 4
Coding region: 349-1407 (352 amino acids)
Biological process (GO): response to steroid hormone
Cellular component (GO): plasma membrane
Molecular function (GO): steroid binding; nuclear steroid receptor activity
Source: RefSeq, a predicted model, not a curated record